Trichoplusia ni (cabbage looper) is the source of this 2488-nucleotide messenger RNA. It is a transcript of the gene Rab27, whose product is annotated as ras-related protein Rab-27A. The record is from RefSeq and is a predicted model, not a curated record. Gene Ontology annotation, cellular component: secretory granule; melanosome. Gene Ontology annotation, molecular function: GTP binding; GTPase activity. Gene Ontology annotation, biological process: positive regulation of exocytosis; melanosome transport. NCBI's taxonomy places the organism in Eukaryota, Metazoa, Arthropoda, Insecta, Lepidoptera, Noctuidae. The transcript is spliced from 5 exons. The coding region runs from base 212 to 841 and encodes 209 amino acids.
ACAGUGACAUAAAUUACAAGCGAUCGAUUGUUGAUGUUUUUGUAAGCUCUCUGAUAUGAUCCAUUACUUACUUUUUUUAGUUAGUAAAAGAUACCCUAAAAUGUAUUAUUAAUGAGGCUAAUAUAAAUUGAUCUAAAAGGAAGACUGUCACAAUUCUUAAUUAUCUAAUGCACUUAACUGAAAUAUUUAAAGUUACACCCCAUAUGACAAUAUGGACUACGAUUAUCUUAUUAAACUUCUUUGUGUUGGAGAUUCUGGAGUUGGAAAGACUAGCUUCCUCUACAAGUACACUGAUGGAGUUUUCCACACUCAGUUCAUUUCGACAGUUGGCAUUGACUUCAGAGAAAAAAGCGUGAUUUAUCAACAAAAUGGGAGGCAGCACAGGAUUCAUCUGCAACUAUGGGAUACAGCAGGACAGGAAAGGUUCCGAAGCUUGACUACAGCUUUCUACAGAGAUGCAAUGGGAUUUCUGUUGCUGUUUGAUCUGACUAAUGAGGCAUCUUUCUUAGAAGUUAGAAAUUGGAUUGAACAGUUGAAGACACACAGCUUGAGUGAUGACCCAGACAUAGUGUUAUGUGGGCACAAAUGUGAUUUACAAGAAAAGAGGUUGGUCAACCAGAACCGUGCCAGAGAGUUUGCAAAGAACUACAACCUGCCAUACUUAGAGACCAGUGCCAAAUCAGGGCAAAAUAUUGACCGAGCAAUUGAGAUUCUACUUGAUAAGAUUAUGCUUAGAAUGGAGUCAUCAGUAGAAUACGCCAUGCUGUGUGCAUCGGGAAGACGUCGACAAUCUCUUCAAAAACUGCAAGCAAACAAAGACAGAAACUUUUGUUCUUGCUAAGAUUUAAGUCUGUGAUUUAUACUUAUACUGUAUCUAUCUAAAACUGAAAGUAUUUCCUAUACACUUUAUAAAUAUUUAUAAACGUCACAAGUAUUUCUUAUAUGGAGCCAUCUAUUCAAAACAAUUCAUUCCAUAAUGGGUCUAUUUCCUAAGACUGAUUUUAGUUUUUUCGAGAGAACCUCCUUUUUAAUCAGUAUUGUUAGUUUUGGAAGAAACAUCCUAUCACGCAUCCUUAAUAUGAAAGGAGGUAGCUCCGUCUUUUUAACUGUUUUUAAGAUUUUUCCCUUUACUUAAAAAUCAUAUAUCUAGUUCCUUGGGUGUUCCUUGAUCUGAUGACUUUAUGAUGCCUACUGGUUGAAAGUUAGGGGUUUUAUGAUGAGAACCUUUUUUAUUUAUAUAUCAAUUUCCUAUGCCUUUUAUCUUAUCUGUGGUACUUUUAGAUCUAAAAGCUUAAAAGCGAACUUGCACAAUGAAUUGUUCUUUAACUAAUUUAUUGAGGAAGCAAUUCCUUAUACAAUUCCCGGGUAUUUCUGGACGGAUUACAUUUUGUUUGCAUCUUUGUAAAUGUCAUAAAAAGUGGCGCUUAAAAUCGAAUUCACUGAUUUAAAUUUCGAAUGCAUUCUCCAAGGAGGAUUUGUUUCGAUGCUCUAUGCUAUACGAGUGUGAUUCGUUUUCUUGAGUAUAUAAUAUUCUGCACAUGCGUGAUAUUAACUUAGCACAAAUUAAUUAUUAAAAAUUAGUACUUUUGUUCUUUUGUCUAUUUGUUAAGGUUUUACAGAAUUAAGUACUUAUGCUUAAGUACCAGUUGGAACUUAAUAAGUUCAAAAAGAAGUGAAAAGACUUUGUCUUAUACAUGUUGAAAGGUCGAUAAGUAUUAUUUUCAAAUUUUUGGUAACACUAAUGGUAUUUAAUAUUCAUAAAGUUACCCUAGUCUAUUAUAAACAUAAUCCAAAUGAAUUGUUAUACAGUUAUACAUUUUUGAAUAAUAUUUAUAUUAUAAGUGAACAUUAUGAAAUAUAUUAUCGUAAGUAUAUUUGAUCUCGAGUAUGAUAUCUACAUAGCAUGUACCUAUUAUAUAAUGUGAAUAUUUGUGAACUAGUCACCCCGCAGCUUUGUCCCCUAGGAUUAAAGAAACCUUCCAACGUUCUCAGUCGCGCUGUUCAGAAUUUCUCAAAUAUUUUUUCCUUUUUUAACCUAUAACAGUCCUGUUGUUUUAAGAGUCUGAUUUUAAGAGUUUGAUGUUACUGGCUGCAAUUUGUAUGUACUACAUAACACAUAAAAACAAAAGUUGAUAAUUUAAAUUCAGAAUCCUUGUUCGGGUUCUAUGAAAGUUAUUUCAAGCACAAGUUAUUUUUUUCGUGUUUUUACUUGAAACGCGACUGAGACUUAUUAUGAUGAAAGUCUUGCCAUAAUAAAUAAGUAAUUUAAUAAAAUCUAGUCAUAUUUUAUCUCUACAUUGCGCAAAUAUUGCGAACGAACAUUUUAUAAUUAUUGAGAUCGGCUUAAAUAUUUUAUAAUGUAUUAAUAAAAGUAUUGAGAUUUAUCCUUGACCAAAUUGCGAUUAUACACAUAAUUAUAAAGUGUCAAUUUUGUAAACAAUUAUUGUCUAUUGAUGUUUUCUGUGUCAUUAAAUUAAAUUAUUGAUCA